GCUCCUGCCCAGGAACGGCUGCUCGUGCGAGGCGGAGGCCGAGGCGGGGCUGGCGCUGCCGCUGCGCCGGAGGCUCUUCGGGCCCGGCCCGGGGGGGCUCGACUUUGCCAGCGCCUUCGCCCCCGGGGAGCGGCCGCGGCAGCUGCGGCUGCGGGAACGGGAGUACCGGAGCUACCGCAACCGGGUGCAGACCCCCGCCGACCGCCUGCUCAUCGUCCCGGCCAACUCCCCCCUGGAGUACCCGGCACAGGGGGUGGAGGUGCGGCCGCUGCAGACGGUGCUGGUGCCCGGGCUGAGCCUGCAGGCGCCCCCCAGGAACAGGUACCAGGUGAACCUGACGGCCUCGCUGGGGACCCUGGCGGUGGCGGCCGAGGUGGAGGGGGUGGCCCUGCGGGGGGAGGGGCAGCCCCACCUGUCCUUGGCCGCCGCCCACCUGGACCACCUGAACCGGCAGCUGCAGUUCGUCACCUACACCAACACCCAGUUCCACCCCGACACCGCCGACAUCGGUGG
This is a messenger RNA of Empidonax traillii (willow flycatcher), 513 nucleotides long. RefSeq names its product beta-1,4 N-acetylgalactosaminyltransferase 1-like. The annotation marks the transcript as partial. The record is from RefSeq and is a predicted model, not a curated record. The transcript is spliced from 4 exons. Gene Ontology annotation, biological process: ganglioside biosynthetic process. NCBI's taxonomy places the organism in Eukaryota, Metazoa, Chordata, Aves, Passeriformes, Tyrannidae.